Molecule: messenger RNA, 1506 nt
Organism: Aspergillus melleus
Lineage: Eukaryota; Fungi; Ascomycota; Eurotiomycetes; Eurotiales; Aspergillaceae
Exons: 3
Coding region: 1-1506 (501 amino acids)
Source: RefSeq, a predicted model, not a curated record
AUGUUUCUUCGGAAAAAAAUUGUCAAAGGAGUUGCUGCCGGGGUUGGUCUGGCCUCCGAGAGUAUCACCGCCUACAAGACGAACAGGAGGUCCCAGAAUGCAUCGCCUACAGAAGAACAUUCUUCUGAAUCAUCCACCACGACGCCUAGCAUCCCUCAGCAUGAACAUCAACAUGAACAAAUUAUGGAAGAGCAACACGAAGCAGAAUGGGAGCUUGACGAGGUUCAAGAUCAGCUCCAUCACGACUCUCCGCCCGAGUAUACACCCACACAAGAUGUCGAUCAACUAGCCCGCGCCUUUCUGGAAUCCCAUCCCGCAGCGUACUCGGUUCCCGCUGGACACCCACAACUCUCCUACCCGGUGAUCCUGCCGCAACGACGACCUCGAUCGCGUAAGCGUGGCUUCAUCCGGGCAUACGCGCCGGUUCUGGACGAGUUUGGCAUCGAACAGGCCAUGUUCAUCGACUUUCUGGAGACAUCCAAUAAAGCAUGCCAGGCUGCGGGGUGGAUUGCGGCGAUUAACUUGGCCUCCAUCGGCACGAUGUUCAUGCCGUCGGCGAUAGGAAUUGCUGUAUCCAUCAUGAUCCAGGUCGGAACCGACGUUGCUAUCGCCGCCGAAAACCGGAGAAAAACAAAUACCUACUUUGAUAAAAUCAACCAGGAGAUGUUUCAUCCUCGUGGCCUGCACUGUCUCGUCAUGACCUGGAAACCGGAAUCUGAUUCCCCUUGUGUUAGCUUCGAUUUGAACUCGGCUAUCUCGAACUCUGUCGACCACGGAGGAUCUGGGUGGAUGAACAAGAUGAAACAUAAGUAUAAGUCAUCCGACGGAAAGACGUAUGGGAACUUGCCCUUCCCCGAGACGGCCCCGCUCGUAUUCCCGGAUCUUGAUGAGCUGGCGGUGCAGAGCCCCGAUGCGGAAAAGAAGUUGAAAGAAGCCAAUUCGCGACGAGCCUUUGUGGCGCAUUACUUGGAUCGGAGAGGCCAGGCUGAGUUUGUACGUUUCUCUAUCCUCAAUUCUGUAUGCUUCGUUGCGAUGGGACAGCUAAUGGUCAAUCAGAUAAUGGAAAAUCCAACUAGCGACCUCAACAAAGCCCCCAAACCUGAAUUCACAUCCCGCUACGCAGACCCAAGUCAUCCCGCCAGCAGCGGUUCUCUCAUGGGCCUUGUCACCGGUGGUCAUAUCACAGGCGACCAGAUUCGCCCGAUGCGCGGGCGAGGCGGUGGACUCGGUGGUAGUUUCCUCGGCCGGGGUCCGAUAGGCCAGGUCAUCAGUGGAGUCCAGGCCUCGAGGUCUCGGAGCACAGGUGGGAGUGACCAACCACAAUCCCAACACCGUGAAUACGGGCAAAGUCCCGGCGGAUUCGGACUUGGAUCUCGGAAUCCGCGCGAAGGUUUACUUGGUGGAGGGAUGAAGAAGAUGUUGAAAUCGAAUGUUAUGUAUUUGAUGAUCGUGAACCUGCCGUCGGAGGAGGAAAUGCGGCAUGCUCGGGAGAUGCUUCAUUGUUGA